This is a messenger RNA of Arachis stenosperma, 570 nucleotides long. RefSeq lists its product as uncharacterized. The coding region runs from base 1 to 570 and encodes 189 amino acids. The transcript has a single exon. NCBI's taxonomy places the organism in Eukaryota, Viridiplantae, Streptophyta, Magnoliopsida, Fabales, Fabaceae. The record is from RefSeq and is a predicted model, not a curated record.
AUGCUUCAAUGGAGCCUCAAGAAAUCUAAAAAGUAUGACACAGCCUCAGGUUAUAACAUUGCUUACCUAUUUUUUCACCCUCCAUUAGAGCACUGCCCUGACAACAUGAAGCAAAAGCAUAUUUGGCAGCACUUGGGGAAGCUGAAAGUCACUCCCAGCGUGAAGAUGUUCCUCUGGAAAUGCCUCCAUGGUCGAAUUCCAGUGCUAGAACUCAUCCAUCGCAGAUUUCCAAGUACAAGUCCUCUUUGCCCUUAUUGUCACACACAAUCAGAGUCAAUCACCCACUGCCUAAUUACAUGCAACAAAGCCCAAGACAUUUGGAGUAGAAGCCAGAUUUACCUGCACCUUCCACAUCCUACCGGUGACCAGUUCUUUGAAUGGUGGCAAGAAUUGAAGACAAAGCUUGAGUGGCAACAUGAUGGAGAGAGGUUGAUGGGUCUUGUGGCAAGUAUCUGUUGGAACAUAUGGAAGGCAAGAAACCUUUGGGUCUUUGAGCACACAAACCAAAUGCCGGAAGAGACGCUUCAAAUGUCGGUAACCCUGGCACAACAGUUCACUUCUCUAGCCUAA